UUUAAGUUUUUGUUUUGACAACGACGCUCUUGCAUUAUUUUAAGUGAGAAGGAAAACAUACUACAAGAACAAUUUAAAGAAUGUUACAAUCGCCUGAAUAUAGUAACACAUUGUCACUGAAGUUAUCUGAGGUAUUAGAGGAUGUUGGUGUCAAUGAGAAAAUGAUAAUGAAAAGAAGAAGGGCUGUUAUGCUGUUGGAGAAUAUUGAAACUGUGGCAAAGAGGUCAGCAGAUGUGAACUUCACAGUAUAUUGUUUUGGGAGUCAAUCUGAAGGCACAACUACUUUAGGACUUAAUUCAGAUGCUGACAUACUGAUGGCGGAUCAUGAUUAUAAUGUAAUACAGGACUGGUCAGAGUGGAAACAGAAUAAGACCAAUCUUCUUAUGAUACAGGAUGAGAAUGUAACACCUGGAUAUUGUUUUCUGCAGGUACUUCGAUCUGAUGAACCUCUCUUUGAGACAAACAUUAUUUAUGCAGAUUCUAUCAGAGAUAAUAAAGGGCGGAUAUUAUUGAAAAAUACAUUUUUGACUGGUAUAGAGCCAGGUACUGAGAGACACGGUCCAGCUAACGCUAGGCCCGAGACAGAUGGCUACAAAGCCGUUGAUAUAGUACAUGCGUUUCCCUGUUAUUCAUGGCAACAGUCAGCUUCACAUUUACAAGAAAGACAUAGCAUAGGGGGAUGGCCAACAUCUGAAAUGAUCAGAAAUGUUCUAUGUAAUUGUUGUUUUGUUGUUUGUGCUAGCAGUAAGAUUAGUACUUACCCGGAACUAGAAUGGAGAGUAUCCACAUCAUUAGGAGAAAGAUGCUUCAUGUUUAAUCUAAAUAUAACACAAUUACAUUGUUAUGUUUUGAUGAAAAUUAUUUUGAAAACUUUUCUAACACCUCAAAGAGAAAGCGCUUUAUCUAGUUUUAUAUGUAAAACUGCAGUAUUUCACGGUAUACAAAACACUGACCGAAGUAUAUGGAGAAGAAACAAUCUGUUCACCUGUUUAACAUAUUGCUUGCUUGAACUGCUACGCUAUGUUCAAAAUGAAAAUUGCCCGCAUUUUAUGAUUCCCGAAAACAACCUUAUGGCCGGACAAUUGACGCCUGUAGACAAACGUUACCUUUUACGGAAGAUAAGUGACAUAAUACAGAGUGAUGGUAGAUGUUUGUUUCAAAUAAGUAUUGAUAGUAUUGGUGAUCGACUAUGGGUCAAAUUUAAUACAGAUUAUGUAUUUGUAACUCCCCGUGUUACAAAUGAAUACAUUUUGAGUUCUUUAUUUAUUAGCAUGGCAGGUCAUAUUAGCUCUAACACAACAUGGCUUUUACAUUUCAUUUCAAAUGGUCAUAUUGUCGAUAUCAAACAAUGUUUCUUAAAGCUAGUACAAUAUAAUGUUCAUGGACACAGGCUAGAACAGCUUGCAAGCCGUUAUCUGUUGCCGUUUCUUUAUUCUACCAUUGGAUCUAUGAUGGUGUCUUCAGAUAUUCAACAGAAUACUGUAGUUCAAUUUCAAGCACUAAAGUGGCUCUCACUAGGUCUAAACUCGGAUGUCACAUCCGGCAGACUUAAACUAGCGUCAGUUUUGUAUUGUAUAGGUGAUAUGGAUAGAGCGGAGUUCAUUCUAAGACAAACUGAAAAUCGAUACAACUGUGAUAUUGUUGAAUCUGUAUGUCAUUGCUGGGAUCAUCCAUCGUCUGAUUGGUCUUCAGAAUUUGACAAAAAAUGUAACGAACUAAACGAAGAUUCCAUCCAUCAGAUCACAUCAUUUUGUGUAAGAUUUGUGCAAAAGGAGGUCAACUGUGUACCUCGAGAAUUACAAUAUGAAAUGAAAAGAUCUACACAAGAUGACAUGCAACACAGAAGUAUUGACGAAGAAUUGUGGAUGAAUUUUGCAGUCGUUGAUUCCCUCCCUUUUCUCUACUUUUUACAGUACAAGACAUAUGGACAGCUACAACGACACCAGGAUAAAGAACGAGCACUUUGUAACCUUGUAAAUACUACUGUGUCUGGUAAAAACCUUGGUCACAGGGAAACAGCUUUAAACCUUAUAGGUCAAUGUAUGGAACAUGAAAACAAAUCCAAGGAGGCAUUACAGUGUUAUAUGCUUUCUCUUCAAGUACGAAGGAGGAACAACGCCGCAAAGUUUCACAUUUGUAAUUUAUUAAGAAAAUAUGCUUCUCGCAUGUAGAGGUUUCAUUUUCUCUCAUACGUGCAGUAUGAAACGUUUUUGAUUGUAACAGUAAAGAUAUGUUGAAUUCUGCAUUAUCUAAGAGAUGAUCGGUCUUUAAGUCUUACUUGAUGAUCAUACAUUUUUAACUUUUUUCUCUGCCGUUUUAUUGAAAAUGUUUUGGCUGUCUUAAGAGUUUCACAAAUAAGCUAUACAUCUGUCACUAUACACGCAACUUUGUUAAAGUGUUUUAUAUAAACAAAUAUUAAUUUCCCGCUUAAUACUAAAACAAUUCUUGUCCAUUUCUGUAGGCUGUAAGUUUUUGUCUUCUUUGUUGAUAAUUUUGUUCAAGUAUGUUUAUGUUAAAUUGUUACAAAGGAACAAUGUCAUAUAAUACAAAAGGUCGAAAUGUUUACCUAUCAUGUAAGUAUGUACAAAUAACAUUUUUAUGUUAUUAUAUGUAAUUGUAUAAUGUUUUAUAUUUCGACUUUGUUUAUCAUUUCAUGCAAACAAACAUGACCUGAUAAGUAAAAUGGAUAAAUAAUGUAUGUAAGCAAUUUAAUAUUGGUCCACUAUUUCCAACCAGGCCCCCUUACCAAUUUACCACCAAUAUUAAUUAAAGUAGAGCGAGUGCACCGUAAUACGAACAUAAGCUAAUUCCGAAAAAAUAUUAUCUUCAUCAUUUUAGCGCAUUUAAUGAAUGUACCGCGUUAAAAUGACGUCAUUUUAGAAGGGAAGUAUGUGUUUAGGAUGACGUCAUUUCGUCGUUGUUAUUAAAUUUGUAUAUUCAUUCGCUAUUGUAAGAAAACACUUAUGAGUGAAAUUACUUUAAUUUCCAUGAACACAUAUCUUAUUGAGGCAAACCAUUUUAAAUAUGAAAGAAGUAUGGCAGAAUAUGCAAGAAAAAAUAUCUGACAUAUGUUUGCGGUUCGGAUCGGAAUAUCCGUCC
This is a messenger RNA of Ruditapes philippinarum (Manila clam), 3099 nucleotides long. RefSeq lists its product as uncharacterized. The record is from RefSeq and is a predicted model, not a curated record. The transcript has 2 exons. The coding region runs from base 81 to 2171 and encodes 696 amino acids. Lineage: Eukaryota; Metazoa; Mollusca; Bivalvia; Venerida; Veneridae.